AUGAAAAACCUUGACGCAAACAAAUGUAUUAAGCUUAUUAACGGUUUGAAGCAAAAGAAGAAUUAUCCUUAUUUCUCCUUACAAUGUUUAAAAAAUAUAAGUAAUGAGAAGGAGAAGAUUCAUGAUAAGCUUUUAACAUUUAUUCCAAAUAAUAGUAGGAAAAUAAUAAACUCAGGUACCAAGAGUAAUUAUGACAGUAGGUUUGAUAAGUUAAUUCAAAAUAAUAAGAAUAAUAAGAAUUAUAAUAAUAUUAAUUAUAAAGUUAUUGAUCAUAAUAAGUCUAAUGAGGAAUGUAAUGUAAAAAACAAUUUUUCAAUAAAUAAUAAAAAUGUACAUAUAUCUGAUAUAAAUGUAAAGCAAAAAGAUAAGGGGGAUGAUUUAGUAAUACAUAUAAAAUAUGAACCUGAUAAUAAUAAAAAUGGAAAAAAAAAUGAAGGUCAACAAAUAUUAUAUAAUUAUGAUGAAAUGAAUUAUGGUAAUGAGGAUAAGACCAAAUUAUAUAUUAUGAAUAAUUAUGAUGAAGUAGGAACAAAAUGUAAUUAUAAGGAGUAUGUGUCUUAUAAUAUGAAUCCACAUGAAUAUGGAAAAAGGGAAGAUGUGAACAUUAAUGGUAAUAAUAUAAACAAUAUAAAUAAUAUAAAUAGUAUGAAUAAUAUAAAUAAUAUAAAUAGUAUAAAUAGUAUAAAUAAUAAUAAUAUUAAUAAUUCUUAUAAUAGUUAUAAUAAUUGUAAAUAUAUAAAUAAUAAUAAUAAUAAUGAUUAUAAUAAUUUUAGUCGACAUGGAGAAAAACAAAAGAAGUAUACAAUGUUUUUAAAGAAAGAUGAUAUAUCAAAAAAUAUAGAUCAAAAAGAACAUAUUAAUAAUUUAAAUAGUAUAAAUAAUUUAGAUAAUAUGAAUGAAACAUGUGAUGAUACUACUUCUUGUACACAUAGUAAGAACACAAGAAGUGAUAAAAAGACAGAUGCGUCAAUUUCAGGAAAGGAUGAUAUCGUGAGAGAUAGUUAUUCAUCGGAUAAAAAAAAGGAGAACAUGGAAAAUUUUGCCAAGGUUAAAAUAACGAAGGAAAAUAUUAUUAAUAUUAACGAAAUAAAAGAAGAAGAUGUUAAGAAAGUUAAAAAGGUUAUGGGACAUAAAAAGGAAACAAACGAAUAUAAUAUAAAAGAUGAAAAAAAUGAUAAUAUAUAUGAUAUUAAGGUAGAUAUAAAAAAGGAAGAGAAGGAUAACAUAUAUGAUAUUAAGGUAGAUAUAAAAAAUGAAGAACUACCCAAAAGUACCAUUGCAAGUGAGGUACCAAACCAUAAUUCUAAUGUUUUAAAAAAUGAUAAUAUUGGAAAGAAGAAUUAUUUUAGUAGUGGUAGUAUGAAAAGUGGUAAUGUGCUUAAAGAGGAAAUAAAAUCAGAUGAUAGUAAAAUAAAUUUUCAAAUGAAAAAUGGGAAAAGUAGUAAGAAAUGUUUAUAUCCUCAUGAGAUUGUGGAAUAUUUGAAUAAAUAUAUAAUAGGUCAAAGUGAAGCUAAAAAAGUUGUUGCUAAUGCAUUACGACAAAGAUGGAGAAGAAUACAAGUUAGUGAUGAUAUGAAAAAGGAUAUUAUACCAAAAAAUAUUUUAAUGAUAGGACCUACAGGUGUUGGUAAAACAGAAAUAGCAAGACGUAUAUCUAUGUUUGUCGAUGCACCGUUUAUUAAAGUAGAAGCAACAAAGUUUACAGAAGUUGGAUUUCAUGGUAAAGAUGUAGAUCAAAUUAUAAAAGAUUUGGUUGAAAUAGCUGUAAAAAGGCAAAAAACAAAAUUUGAAAUUGAGAUCAGAGAACAAGCUGAAGAAACUGUUGAAAAUAUUAUACUUUAUUCAUUAUUAGGUAAUAUAAAAGAAGAAGAAAAAAAUAUCUGGAGGAAAUAUUUGAAAGAUGGAUCAUUAGAUGAUAAGGUUAUUAGUAUAGAUAUACCUAAUUAUAUUAAUAACAAUAUUUUUUCAAAUGAUUCUGUUGAAAAUGCUGUAAAGGAAGCCUUAAGUAAUCAUCAGAAUAUCAAAAGUGUAAAAAUAAUACAUCAAAAUAUAAAUAAACAGAGUGAUAAAAAAACAAUGACUAUUAGGGAAGCAAGACAAAAAUUAUUACAACUAGAAAUUGAUUCUUCAAUAAAUCAAGAUACGAUUUUAAAAACAGCUAUAAAUUCUGUAGAAGAAGAAGGAAUUGUUUUUAUAGAUGAAAUAGAUAAAAUUUGUUCAAAAUCUAAUUCUUCAUAUAAUGGACCAGAUGCAAGUGCUGAAGGUGUACAAAGAGAUCUUCUUCCUUUAAUCGAAGGAUGUGUUAUAAAUACAAAAUAUGGUAAUAUAAAUACUAAUUAUAUUUUAUUUAUAGCUUCAGGGGCUUUUCAAAGAGUUAAACCUAAUGAUAUGCUAAAUGAAUUACAAGGAAGAUUACCAGUACAUGUUACAUUAUCUAGUUUAACCAUAAAAGAUUUUAUAGAUAUAUUAACAAAAACACAUAAUAACUUAUUACAACAAAAUAUAGCUCUACUAAAAACAGAAGGCAUAGAUCUCAAAUUUACUGAUGAUGCUAUUGAAACUAUAGCCAAUGCAGCACAUGAUAUGAAUUUCUAUGUAGAAAAUAUUGGUGUCAGACGAUUACAUACAAUCAUUGAAAAAAUUAUGGAAGAUAUUAAUUAUGAUGUAUACAAUUAUGUAAACCAAUCUAUUGUCAUUGAUAAAGACAAAGUCAACAAAUCGCUGGAAGGUUUUAUUAAGCAAUACGACUUAAAAAAAUAUAUCAUAUAA
Messenger RNA from Plasmodium falciparum 3D7, 2769 nucleotides. It is a transcript of the gene ClpY, whose product is annotated as ATP-dependent protease ATPase subunit ClpY. Gene Ontology annotation, cellular component: HslUV protease complex. NCBI's taxonomy places the organism in Eukaryota, Apicomplexa, Aconoidasida, Haemosporida, Plasmodiidae. Gene Ontology annotation, molecular function: ATP hydrolysis activity; ATP binding; peptidase activity. The record is from RefSeq and is a predicted model, not a curated record.